This is a messenger RNA of Aptenodytes forsteri (emperor penguin), 4608 nucleotides long. RefSeq names its product stereocilin (gene STRC). Gene Ontology annotation, biological process: transmembrane transport; monoatomic ion transport; cell-matrix adhesion. Gene Ontology annotation, molecular function: monoatomic ion channel activity. Gene Ontology annotation, cellular component: kinocilium; cell surface; membrane. The record is from RefSeq and is a predicted model, not a curated record. The transcript has 28 exons. Bases 1 to 4608 code for a protein of 1535 amino acids. Lineage: Eukaryota; Metazoa; Chordata; Aves; Sphenisciformes; Spheniscidae.
AUGCGCACACCGGCAGGCGUUGUUAGCGGACUGCAACAGCAAAGCUUUUAUUUGACCGAAGCCUAUCCAGCUGAGGAACACGACCAACGUUCACCACUGUCAUGGAGGCAGCCCUGGGCCAUUUCCGGCAUUUUUGUCAUCAAUAUUGGACUGAACUGGCUGGUCAGCUUCAGGGGCUACUGGAAAAAUGUGUGGAAUGUCUUUGACUUCAUUGUCAUCUUUGUGUCUUCCAUCCCCGAGAUCCCGUACCUGUUCCACACGGCGGAGGAGUCCAUCUUCAGGAGGGUUCACCACGUCUUCCAUGUCCUGCACUCCCUAAAGCUCUUCUGCAAGUUCCAGCAGAUCCAGAUGAUCCUCAUGUCCAUAGCAAGGGCCCUGAAGGCCAUGACCUACAUCCUCCUGUUCCUGCUCAUUUUCUUCUACAUCUUUGCCGUCUCUGGCAUCUUCUUCUCUGAGGACUACACCCACUCGCGCUAUGCAGAUCAAAUCUACAAGGACUACUUCAGGCAGUCCUGGAGAGGCCUCAAGAGCCCAAGCGGUAUCUCUGUCAGGGGCUUCCACCACAACCUCAGCUGGGAUGCCCGGGGCCUGGGCUUCGCGGCUGGGGUGCUCCCUGCUCCGCCACCCCUCCCUGGCUGCCUCCAGCCUGUCCCCCGGGCAGCAGCUGCCGUGCCCCGGGGCCAGCCUACGCUCCUGCCUCCUGUUCUGGAGGCUGUGUGUAAUGACAGCGUCCCUGGGCUGCCAGGUGUCUCCAACUUCACCGUCUACCUCUACUGUAACCUCUUCAACAGCUCCCGGGGCUCCAGCCAGCACCCGGGGGACUUGGGUGCUGCCUGCUCCAGCGCAGACUGGUACCUCUCUGCGGGCGAGGGGGGCUCUGCAUGGGCCCGGGCCUGCCGGGAGCACUACCCUGCCCAGUUCAACAGUACCGUCUGCAGCAACACCUCCUUGAGGGAGACCCCCGGGCCCCAGCAGGUCCUGCUGGAGCAGCUCUGUGCUGACCUGGCCUGGGGCCUGGCGGGGGCCCAGCCCUCCAGCCGCAGCACCUGCCCACUGGGUGUGCGCUGGGAGGAUGCCUGGAGCUGCUUCCUGGGAAGCCGCAUGCUCUGGGGCGCCUGGCUCUGUGGCAGCAGAAGCCGUGAGUUGCUGCCCACUGAUCUCUGGGCCUGGCUCUCCCAGCUGUGUGGUGGUCCCCAGCCCCAGACACAGAUGCCCAGUGCCUCAGAGCCUGGGGGUGCAGACCCCUGCUCCUUCAGGGGCCGGAGCCUGCUGGAUGCUGCAGACCUCUGCCCGGACCCGGCCGCCUACCUGCUGGGGCUAGCCUCACAGCUCCCGCGAUGCCUGGAAGAGGUUCCAGGCUGGGCCCCCCAUGUGAACUACCUCCUGCGCCUGCUUGACCGCAGCCUGGCCCUCUCCAGACAAGAGGAGGCUGGGCAGGCGGCCGGGGAGCAGCUGAGCGAGGCCAUCCUCCUCUCCAGCCUCCUGGACAAUACCUCCUUCUGGGACUUGCUCAGGGCGAAUGCGUCCACAGACAUCCUGCGAGCCGUGGGCCAGUACCUGCGGUGGGAGCACAGGGCCUCGGCCAAGAGGGAGCUGCUGAGCUGCUUUAGUGCUGUGCUCUGGGACCUGCUCCAGGACAGCGAGGGUGCUCCCGCCUUGGAGAUCCUGGUGCAGGAAUAUCUGCAGAUGCCAGAGGAGAGCUUCCAGGGGCUGCUGCUCGCGGUGGGGCCUGAGGCUGUGCAGCACUUCCUGGCCCUGCUGCACCGCUCCUGGCACCGGCUGCGUGGGGAGGUGGUUAGAGGGGUUGGGACGGGGCAGGGUGUGCAGAACCCAUCUUUGCAGGUGCCGUCACCCCUGCCCGGGGAGGAGGCGAUGCAGUCGCUGGCCGUGCUGCUGCUUCGCAGGUUGCCCCAUCUCACCCCACAGCUGUUUGUCAGUCUGUCACAGUUCAUCCCCUUCAUGGCCGUGUCCGACAUUGCGAGGCUCCCGCCGUCCCUCCUGGCCAACAAGAGUGUCCUCGCUGCCCUGCGGACUCACAGUGCCCACCUGACGCAGGGGCAGAAGGCCGCCUUUGCUAGGCACCUGCUGCAGGCCCCCUUCCUCGGGGCUGUGCCUACAUGGCCCCUCGGCUUCCUCCGUGCUGUCCUGCCGCUGCUGCCCCACUUGCCGCUGCGCUGCUUCCUGCAGCUCACGCCCCAGCAGGUGGGAUGCGAGCCCCGGGCCCACGUGCAGGCUGCUCUGCCCAGCCAGCACGCCCUCACCCCGUGGCAGAUCUGGGGGCUGGGUGACGGCUGGCAGCCGCUGCGGCUGGGGCUGGUGCAGGGCCGCCACGUAGCAAGCAGCCUGGUGAACAGGAGCCGUGCGGCUGGCCCUGAGCUGGGGCGCAGGCUAGGGGCCCUUGCCUGCUUCCUGAGCCCCGAGGAGCUGCAGGACCUGGCAUGGCUGCAGGACCCCCGGGGGGCAGUAGAGAAGAGCCUGCUGGCAUGUGCGGCAGCAGGGACCCUACGGCAGCACGGGCGGGUCAUGCUCGCCCUGGCAGACUUGCUGCGCUCUACCAACCUGGCCAUGGUGAGCCCCAGGGAGCUGCCAGCAUGGAGGGGCGUCCUCCCUGAGAUGGGAGUGGGCUUUGUGGAGCGCCUGUCAGCUGCCCAGCUGAACACCCUCCUGCCCCAGCUGCGGCCGACACAGCUGACGCGUGCCCAGGUGACGGUGGGGGAAGCAGCCAGGCUGUGUCCCCUGCUGCCAGGCCUGGGACCCACGUCACUGGCUGCUGUCCUGGCCCCUCUCCAGGUCCAAGGCUGUGCAUGCCUAGGGCCAGCCCUACCCCUGCUCUCGGCGGCGCAGACGGCAUCCCUGCUGCAGGCUCUGCAGCCCCCAGACAGCUGGCUCCACUGCCUGCUGCCCCUGCUGCCCCUCCAGCUCCUGCGUCCCAGUGCCCAGGCUCUUGCCCUGGGUUCACUGGUGGUGGGCAUAAGCUGUGCUGCGCUGCAGGAGCUGGGCCGGGAGGAUUUCCUGGGGGCUGUCUGGACCCUCUACGCGCAGCCCCGCUCUCUGCCUGCCAGCCUGAGGCGUUGCGUGCAGGAGGAGGUGCUCAGGCGUCCUGCGCUCUCUGAGGAGGAGCUGGCAUGGCUGGGACCUCAGUUCCUCAUGGAGUUACCGGUGAGGAUGGUGGAGAUGCUGCCUGACACCAUGAUGCGGCUGGUGCUGGACCACGCGACGCGCCAGCCCCACAGCCUGCUGGCCCUGCCGGCCACCCGCCGGGCAGCCCUGGCCCGUGCGGCCCUGCGCUCCCUGCGGCUCCCGGCAGGGACAGAGCUGGCUGGGGAGGACCUGGACCGGCUGGGCCCGCUGGUGGGGUUCCUAGGCCGGGAGAGCGUGGCCCGUGUCCAGCCCGAGAGCCUGCUGCCACGGCCCCCCCCAGGCUGGCGCCUGCCCACCCUGCAGCAGCUGGGGCGCCUGGUCUUCCUGCUGCCCCUCGAGAGCCUGCGUGCCGUCCCCCGGGACUUGCUGAGCAGAGACACGGUGGAGCAGCUGCUGCAGAGCCAGCGGGACUGGGAGCAGAGUGAGCUGGGACGCCUCUGCCACCCCCCUGGCACCCUGGGUGAGGGCCCCAGCCCACAAGAAGUGCUGGUGGCCCCGCUGGUGGCAGCUGCCAGGCCAGGGGACCGAGCCCCCGUGCCCAGCUGUGCUGACAUGCGUGCCACCUUCCCCGCGGCGUGGAGCGCGGCCCAGCUGGCCGCCAUGGCCCCCCAGCAGUUGGAGGGCUGCCUGGGGCUGCUCAGCCGGGACCCAGUGCUGCGCCCCGACCAGCUCCGGGCUGCCCUGGGCCAGGCCCGGCGGCUGUGGGGCAGCACCCGGGCGCUGGAGCCAGCCCAGACCCCCCGCCUCGGCCGGCUGGCCACCCAGCUGGGCGAGCUGGAGCUGCGGGAGCUGCUGCUCCCUGACUGGGGGGCCCUCUCCGCCCUGGGGGAGCUGGACGGCUGGUUGCCUGAGCAGAUGCGGGCUGUGGUCUCCGCGUUCCUGCGGCAGCGUGGGGCGAGCGCCCGGGACCUGGGGCUGCCUGAGCUGGUGGCGCUGGGGCACCUGAUCUGCGGGCUGCCGGUGGCCGAGCUGCGGGGCCUGGACAGCUGGGAGCUCAGCAAAGCUGCCCCUUUCCUGGGCUCGCUGAGCCUGCGCUGCACGGAGCAGCAGGCAGAAGUGCUGGCCGCCUGCCUGACCUCCAGCGCUGCCUUUGGCCCGGCUGCCGCCUGGGGACCCGAAAUCUUCACAGAGGUUGGGACACUGGCAGCCGGGCUCCCUGACAUCGUCCUCUCUGCACUGGUCCCGGAGCAGAUCUGGGCGCUCACGCCCCGGGCCAUUGCUGCUGUCCCAGCACGCAAGUUCGCAGUGGUGUUUGGCCCAGCUCAGCUGCGCACCCUCUCCAGUGCCCAGGCCGCAGCUGUCACCCUGGGGCAGCGCCGGUGGCUCAGCAGCGCCCAGCACCAGGCCCUCGCCAGCGCCCAGUGCGAGGGAGAGGCUGCCCAGGAUGGCCAAGGCAGGAGCGGAGCCAGGCCCCAGUCUGACUUCACCUUGGCUCUCCUGCUCUGCCUGCCCUGCUGCUUUCUGUGA